Ogataea philodendri is the source of this 2106-nucleotide messenger RNA. RefSeq lists its product as uncharacterized. Gene Ontology annotation, cellular component: mitochondrial small ribosomal subunit. Gene Ontology annotation, biological process: translation. The record is from RefSeq and is a predicted model, not a curated record. The transcript has a single exon. Lineage: Eukaryota; Fungi; Ascomycota; Pichiomycetes; Pichiales; Pichiaceae. Gene Ontology annotation, molecular function: structural constituent of ribosome; methyltransferase activity. Bases 1 to 2106 code for a protein of 701 amino acids.
AUGCUACGAACAAGAGCGUUUGCUUUGGCUCGUCGGUUCGGUGGAUGUGUGCCUCGGCGCAAGAUCCAGAUUGAGCACGACGACGACAAGGCGUUUGAGACGAUCGAGCGCGCUCGAAGCGUGGCCACAGAGAAAUCAGAGCUGUUCUACGCAUACAGAGCGGGCGGAGAGACGUUUGGCCAGCUUGUGAACGAGGUGCUUCAUGACCGCGACCCACUAAUGAACCGGCGUGUUGUCACCCAGGAGGAGGCGCUUGAGGGAGUGGAUCCGAAAUACAGAAACACAGAAACAGGCGAGUUAUAUGCUGCUGCCACCAGCAAGGAUGCUCGACUGGAUCCCAAGACCGUGGCCGGCAGAGUUAACAGAACACGGAUUGUUCUUCCCGAUCUCAUCAGCGACGCCGUGAACUAUAACAUGCUUCUUUUGCACGAGCCCAAAGUGCUGAAGGCCAAGGUGGCUGAUCAUUAUAUCAAAUUGGAAGAGGUCGGUCUGCAGACCAGAACGAGUACCGAAGAGGAAGCCGACGUGUACAUAGCCAGCUCGUUCUUGCAGAACUACGCCACAUGCUACCAGGUGUUGGACGAGCUGAAAAGACGGGCCGGAGACGACUGGAUGCCUAAACGAGUGCUCGACUACGGACACGGUCCUGGCACAGGAAUGCUUGCUUUGAACGAAAUCAUGGGAGACCAGUUUGACCCUGAGGUGAAGGAUGUGGUUGUGAACGGGUCGUUCCACAUGGAGAGACGUGCGAAAAUCCUGCUCAGUCGGCAGUUGAACGAACAGUAUCUGAGAGACGAUGUGGAGGGGGUUGACCAGAUUGACCAGAUUGACCAGAUUGACCAGACAAGCCAGACCAAGGUGGACGAGAAGCAGCCAGACGUUAUUCCGGAAGUGACCAGAGUGAAGACCAAGCUGCUAAAGAUUAAGUCGGUGAUCCUGGAUAAGUUGCGUCCGGAGAAGGUGAAGUACGACUUGAUCAUUGCUCAGCAUCAGAUGCUCACCGACAGAGCCAAUUUUCCGUUACAAGUUGAUCAGUCGCUUGACGUUCUGGUCAAUAGACUGGCUCCUGGCGGAUAUUUAGUGAUUGUCGAGAGAGGAAACCCGUUGGGAGCAGAAAUCAUUGCUCGUGCUAGACAGGUGAUGCUCCGUCCAGAAGACCACGAAUCCAAGACUUCCAAGGUGCCCAGAUUGUACAAGAACAGUGCCAUCUUGACCAAAGAAGAGGCAGCUGAUAUCGAGCCGGAACUGCUACAAAACUUUGAGGUCCAGACAACAGAGACCGUGGACCCUAUUAAUCUCCAAGUGGUUGCUCCGUGCUCCCAUCAUGGCAAGUGUCCUUUGCAGUUUUUCAACCCAGACUACUACAAGAUGGGCCAAAUUGGAAAGAGACUCAAGUUCUGCAACUACACGGUGGACGUUGCACGGCCAAAAUACGUGAUGCAGCUGAAAAGAGGUGCCAAGUUGGCAUCGUCCUGGCAAGACACCACCAGGAAACAGUAUCUGGCAUAUGCCGGUAAAGGCCGUCCAAAUGGAAAGGACUUUGAAACGGCUAGCUAUUCUUAUUUAAUUGUGCAGAGAUCAACAGAGUCCAACGAGACUCUGGAACAGCUCCGCAGCCAAGAUCAGGGAGACAGGCCGGUUGGCUACCAAACUGAAAACCCGGCCGAAUAUCCAAGAGUUCUGUCGCCCCCGCUCAAGCGCAAAGGAUUUGUUGUCACCGACAUGUGUGCUCCGUCCGGUCACGUGGAGAAAUGGUAUAUUUCCAAGAGCGUGGGGAACCAGGCGUAUCACGAUGCGCGCAAGCUGAAAAUGGGCGAUGUUUGGGCGCUAGAGUCGAAAUCGCGGGCCUUAUCCACGAAGGAGAACACCUUCUACUUUGAGAAGCUCAAGAAGAAGGAAGAAGAGCUGCGUAAACAGCGCAAGCAGGACGCAAAGCUGCGUAAGAAGAAAAUGAGAGAGGAUUACGAAAAGGCCUUAAACUCAGAGCCAAAGACGUUUGGCGAAAGCCUGAAAAUGGCUGCCCAGCUCGACUCGUUCAGAUUCAUGGCACUCAAGAAACAAAAGGACCGACUCCAGGCCGACAUCGACCGCGACGGGAUGGCCUAA